Messenger RNA from Chanos chanos (milkfish), 1930 nucleotides. RefSeq names its product N-acylneuraminate cytidylyltransferase. The record is from RefSeq and is a predicted model, not a curated record. NCBI's taxonomy places the organism in Eukaryota, Metazoa, Chordata, Actinopteri, Gonorynchiformes, Chanidae. The transcript is spliced from 8 exons. The coding region runs from base 40 to 1332 and encodes 430 amino acids. Gene Ontology annotation, molecular function: N-acylneuraminate cytidylyltransferase activity.
CGCUAGCUCACAAACCUUAAUGAUUUGUGCGAAGCCAUCAUGGCAGAUAAAAGUAAACCUGUCUCUGGAACUAAUACACCAAGCGCACAAGACAGCAUAAAAGACUGGAGCAACCGUCGACACAUUGCCGCGCUUAUCCUUGCUAGAGGAGGUAGCAAAGGAAUACCUCUGAAGAACAUUAAACUGCUUGCCGGAGUCCCGCUUAUUGGAUGGGUGCUUCGAGCAGCGGUAGACUCCGACCUCUUUGACAGUGUUUGGGUAUCAACGGACCAUGACGAAAUUGAAAAAGUGGCCAAAGCUUGGGGGGCACAAGUCCACCGUCGCAGUCUUGAGGUUUCCCAGGACUCAUCUAGUUCUUUGGACACUAUGCAAGAGUUUGUCCGACAGAGACCAGAAGUGGACGUUAUCUGUCACAUCCAAGCCACCUCACCCUGCCUGCACCCACGCCAUCUUAGAGAAGCACUGCAAAUGAUCUUAGACCAGGGUUAUGAUUCUGUCUUCUCUGUGGUGAGGAGACACCAGUUCCGUUGGGAGGAGGUCAAGCAAGCAGAAGGCAGAUGCUCUAAACCCCUAAACAUAGAUCCAUCCAAGAGGCCACGCCGCCAGGACUGGGACGGAGAAUUGUGUGAAAAUGGCUCCUUCUACAUCAACACGAGAGAGCUCAUUGAGAAGGGUGUCCCUCAGAUGGGGAAAGUUACUUACUAUGAGAUGCCUCCAGAAUACAGUGUAGACAUUGAUGUGGACAUUGACUGGCCUGUUGCAGAGCAAAGAGUUGUCAGGUAUGGGUAUUUUGGCAAAGAGGAGUUGGAGGUGGUCAACCUGCUGUUUUGUUCUGUGUCAGGCUGUCUGACAGAUGGACAGUUAUACAUAUCUUUAUCUGGAGAGGAAAUGGUGUCCAUCAACAGUAGAGACAUGAUGGGCAUCCACAUGCUUCAGAAGGAUGGUGUGGAGGUGAUUCUGAUCUCCUCAAAAGAGGAUCCCGUGUCCAAAACUCUGGCAGACAAACUUGCUGGGCAUGCAGGCUGCAAAGUGAUGCAUGGGGUGGAACAACGGCAAGCUGUAGUGGAGCGUCUCAUGAAAGAGAGAGGGCUGGUAUGGAAGAAGGUGGCCUACCUGGGCACUGAUAUACUGGAUGUGAGUUGUUUAAACCUGGCUGGGCUGAGUGCAGCACCAGGUGAUGCCCCUGCAGAGGCUCUCAACGCAGCUAAGUACAACUGUCGUAGCCCUGCAGGAAGAGGGGCGGUCCGUGAGUUUACUGAACAUAUCCUGUUACUGAAGAAGAAAGCCAAGUCCAAGAUGGACCAAGACCGCAUUGACCGAAUGUCUUUCUAGCUCAAAAUCAGUUAGAAAGAUUUCUCAUAUAUAGGUCUCAUCUGAGACCUUGUUACUAAGAUAAAGCCAGAAAACUUUGAUCACAUAUAUAUUUGCUACAAAUGGUAUAUAUAGCAAAUAUUUUGAUUGCUUUCUUAACCCAAGUCGAAAUACAAGAAGUCUAGGUUGUCAUUCCAGGGGUGUUAGAUAAAUCAGAUAUUGAAAUCUAUUUUGCCAUUGCUACAUCUUUUCAGACAUUCCCAUUUAAUCAGAGUUUCCAUUUUGGGUGCAAACAGUUAGAAGUCAUGCCUCCGUAAUCUUGAGAACACAGAAGAACUUGAAUGAAAUAAGGGAUAAUACUUGUCUUAUCAAUGUGCUUGAAGAGCAGCAGAUACAUACAUGUACCUUGGAAAUUGAACUAGUGUGAUUAAUGUUGGUCAUUAAUGUCUCAGGGUAUCUAUUAUCACUUUACGGUUUAUUUAUGGAUGAGGGUUCAGGUUAAUCUUUAUGUGAUUAGAUAAUGGGAUUUUUAUCUCUCUGCUUUGGAGCGCUGUCAAUGAAAAGUGAUUGAAUGAUGUAUAUGUUUUCCCAAUAAAACCACAGAGGGUUAGCACACCUG